AUGACUUCACAGCAACCUCCAAGCGCGUCCAGGAGACCCCGACUGUCUCUUCAAAUCAAGACCACAGUAUGCAGCCCUCCAUCAAAAGGUCUGAGGGGCAUUCCCUUGAACCCAAGUGACCCUACAACAUUCAACACCAUGUCCAACAUCUACGUCACGGCCAUUGAACGAUCGUCAGCCAUUCAGUCUGAGCCUGUCACCGCCAUCAAAACCCUUCAAAACUUUAGUCUUCAAUCUCCAAUCGAAAGGAACGGACUGAAAUCACGGGUCGCGACGUCCUUCGUGCCAACCUAUCCUGAGACACCAUUGACAGCACAACCCGUCUCCCCCCAGCAAAUGGAUUUUGUGUACCCGAGCACAAUGACCGCCACGCCUCCUCUGUCCGCAGGCCCAGUCGACAACUCGUCCAAAGUAUUCACAUUUCCGCCAUCAGCAGACAGCUCCAGGACGAACCGGCCACCUGAACCACCCGCCGACGAUCGUAUACCACGGCGUCGCCGGACACCACACUCACUCCCCGGGAUCACCAGCCAGCUGCCAUACACUCACCCCCGAAGUCUGCACAGCAUUCUCCGAAACUCGCCUCUCCCUCCCAGGACGGCAAUCCCGCCCCCAUCCCCCCGGCGCCAAUCCCUUCGUCUCCAAGAAAAGGCCGCCAAAAAGGUCGAAUACGACAGCCCUCUGGAGGAAGAAAUCACCACCUCCAAGUACGUCCGGUCGCACAUAGACCUCCUAUCCGAAGAUGCCUCCCCCAUAUCCCCGGUCUACAUGCACGCCUCGUCCCCCGGCAUUACGGCCGGAGAAAUCACCAGGCUCCCCGACGUGGCGCUCGCCUUCACCGCCAACGAAAUCCAAGACGGCGGCCAAACACCCGGCCCCGUUGAAGAAAUGGGACGCCGAAUGGCUGGACUCGCCGCAUCCCCCGUCAGGCGGAAGCGUGAAAAGAAGCGCCGCUGGGUAUGGACAAUCGGCCAGGACGACGAGGACGACAGCAUGGGCGGCGCCGUAGCUGCUUCGCGCGCUGAAUCCGCACAUAAAAAGGCCAGGGGGGAGGAUGACGUGCCCCAGCUUACGUACGAGGAACUGCCUACCCCCAGCAUUGAGAGCAUCAGCUCGGUGGCCGGUUCGGACGCAGACGUCUCGGAUACAUGUAGUGUUGUGUCGGCGGACCACACUGCACGGCGCUGCCUCUCCGUGCCGUCUGACACCGAAGUAGAGGCCAAAACUCCUAUCGCGCCGACGGGCGGGCAGAAGAAGAGGGAUACGCCGAUCCCCGAGUUGGCUGACAAUGGCGAUGGUUCCACUCGUUCCGUACUUGCGAAUUGA
Messenger RNA from Metarhizium brunneum ARSEF 3297, 1326 nucleotides. RefSeq lists its product as uncharacterized. The record is from RefSeq and is a predicted model, not a curated record. NCBI's taxonomy places the organism in Eukaryota, Fungi, Ascomycota, Sordariomycetes, Hypocreales, Clavicipitaceae.